AUGUUGUCCAAGCCAAAGCCCACAGCCAAGCUACCAACCACGGCCAAACCAAAAGUGCCAACCCCACUGCCCACCACCACCCCAGUGCCCACCACGGCCAAGCCAAAGGCCACAGCCACGCUCCCCACCACGGCCAAGGCCAAACCCACAACCACACUUCCCAGCACAACCACAGCCAAGCCAGCACCCACAACUCCAGCACCCUCCACAACCACAACAUUACCAACCCCAGCCAAGCCAAAACCCACAACUACGCUAUCGCCCACAACCCCGGCCAAACCAGAGUCCUCAACCACGCCGCCACCCUCAGCCAAGCCACAGCCUGCAGUCACACUAGCAGACACACUUACAGACAAGCCAAAAGACACAAAGUCCCUCCCCACCACAACCACGGCCAGUUCAGAACCCAUCAUGCCAGCAACCAUCACUAUGGCCAUGCCAACACUCACCACAUCAACACCCACCACAACUUCUGCAGCCAAACCAAAACCCACUGCUACAACUGCAGCAAGGGCAAAGCUUAGCACUACACCAGUACCCCUGACAGUGACAACAAGUCCACAACAGAAACCCACCACAACGACAAGGCCAGCCCUCAUCAGAACAGAAGGACCCAGUCCUACCGAAGCAGCUGGGCUAACGUUGUCUUUUGACCCCACAUUAGACCUGGAUUAUAAAAUAUCUCCAGACACAGAGGCAGACACUGCAGAGCCUGUUACCCCUGUAACAACCGAGGAUCCGGCCUUCUUAGAAACGGGCACAGCCUCCAGCCCCAAAGCGGUCCCAGAAACAAAUAAGGGCAUGAAAGAGAGUGGCAGAGAAAAACCAGACUUCUCAUUUUCCAGUCAGUCUCCAUCCCACAGCCAAAUUAUCUCAGAGAUCGAGUUAGGUUCCAAUAAAGCUGAGCUCAUAACUUCCUCAAAGUCAGUGGUCUUCAGCCCCGAAGAACCCACCUUCUUGCGUUUAACAUCAUCUUCCAAAGAAACAAAGGGGCAGAGCCCCGCUUUCCAGACCUCCCUCUCAGGUAAGGUAAUUGUGGAACCCGUCCUGGCACGGACACGUUAA
This is a messenger RNA of Tinamus guttatus (white-throated tinamou), 1065 nucleotides long. The record is from RefSeq and is a predicted model, not a curated record. Lineage: Eukaryota; Metazoa; Chordata; Aves; Tinamiformes; Tinamidae.